Molecule: messenger RNA, 1623 nt
Organism: Pelobates fuscus (common spadefoot toad)
Lineage: Eukaryota; Metazoa; Chordata; Amphibia; Anura; Pelobatidae
Product: hatching enzyme 1.2-like
Exons: 13
Coding region: 29-1510 (493 amino acids)
Biological process (GO): proteolysis
Molecular function (GO): zinc ion binding; metalloendopeptidase activity
Source: RefSeq, a predicted model, not a curated record
GAGAGAGAGAGUUUUUUAUGCAGUUACUAUGGAGCUAACCAAGGUACUAGUGCUGGUUGCCGCUGGUUGGGCCAUUUCCCAGACGCUACCUGUACAGGUCCUUAAUAAUACACCUAAUGAGAAUGAAACAGCGUUUGAAAGAAUAUUAACAAUGAACAAAGGUAUCGCUGGCCAACUACUUGAAGGUGACAUUGCACCACGCCCUGCCCCUUCUCGUGGUGUCAUUGUCUGUUCAAAUUGCUUAUGGAAUGCAUUGGAAAAUGGGACAGUUCUUGUGCCUUAUGAGUUUGAAGAUACAUUCACGGAGAAAGAAAAGAAUGGAAUUAAAUAUUGCCUCAAGGAGUUUGAAAUCCUCACCUGUGUGAAGUUUGUUGAAAGAAAGACAGAACGUGAUUAUGUCGGCAUAAAGUCUGCAAGUGGGUGCUGGUCAAAUAUUGGAAGAAUUGGUGGUGAACAGAGUGUCAGCCUGAAUAAAGGUGGCUGUUUAAUCAUCGGAGCAGUCCAGCAUGAAAUGAUGCAUGCGCUGGGAUUUUACCAUGAACAGAGUAGGAGUGACAGGGAUAAUUAUGUAGAUAUCAUAUGGCAAAACAUUAAUCCAGAUUUUACAGGCAACUUUAAUGUGGAAAGGACACAUAAUUUGGGUUUACCGUAUGAUUAUGGCUCAGUUAUGCAUUAUCCACGAAAUGCUUUCCGCAUCAAGGGUAGUGGAAAUACUAUAAUCCCAAAACCUAAUCCUAAUGUAGCUAUUGGACAGAGAAAUGGGAUGAGUAGUCUGGAUGUAAAGAAAUUAAACACAGCAUAUAAAUGCAAUAUAUGUCGGACAAAAUUGACACAGUUUGAUUCAGGCUCUUUCUCAACUGACAAUAUCAUCUUUGGACCAGAUAACACCUGUGUCUGGCUUAUUCAGGCUCAAUCGUACCGUAAGGUUUAUCUGGAAUUCAGUGACGUCAAUAUCCCACAAUCUGCUGGGUGCAGUGUAUCUUACUUGAAAAUGUAUGAUGGUGAAAAUCGUGAUGCAUCACCUAUGCUGCAGCAGGCCUGUGGGUUUACAAAUAUCCCCACUAAACUGUCUUCUGGAAAUAACGUGUUGAUGGAGUUAGUGAGCAAUCAGAAACCUUCUAAAAGCAAAUUUAAAGUUAUCUAUAAAGAAGUUGACGUUGGAAGCAGUUUCACCACUGAUGAUUCAUUUGUGAUGUCGCCAUAUUUUCCCAAUCAGUAUCUCAGUAAUAUAGAUGCUAUUAAUACCAUAAUAGCACCAUCUGGUAAAAAGGUGUCUCUGGAAUUCGAUACCAUGGAAUUAGUAUAUUGCAAAUUUACCUGCUCAUGCAUCUGUGACUACAUCACUAUAAUUGAUGGACCUUCCAUAAGUGGCCGAGUUAUGGGCAAAUUCUGUGGGUUUGCUUUACCUCGUCCAAUGGUAUCUACACAAAACAUAGUGAUAAUACUUUUUCACACUGAUAGCAAAGGAGCUGCAUCUGGAUUCAAAGUAAAAUAUCAUUUUGUGAACUGAUUUAGAAGAUUUCUGGAGACCAAGCUGGAAAAGUGAAAAUUCAAAUACCCAUCUAAUUGUAUUUUAGAAAUAUGGAGAUAAAUGGUCCAUCAAUGCAAUAUUUCUGGAAACUA